Molecule: messenger RNA, 1146 nt
Organism: Cucurbita pepo subsp. pepo (vegetable marrow)
Lineage: Eukaryota; Viridiplantae; Streptophyta; Magnoliopsida; Cucurbitales; Cucurbitaceae
Product: 2-alkenal reductase (NADP(+)-dependent)
Molecular function (GO): oxidoreductase activity, acting on the CH-CH group of donors, NAD or NADP as acceptor
Source: RefSeq, a predicted model, not a curated record
UUCACUCAACUUUGCCGUUACCUUAGCUGGCGAGGAAGCUGCAAUGGAAGUGAUGAACAGAGUUGUGGCCAUAAGACAUCAUAUUGAUGAGUUCCCAGUUGAGUCCGACUUUGAGCUCAAAUCUGAAGCUCUUAUUGUGUCGGUGAAACCUGGUUGUGAUGAUAUUGUUGUCAAGAAUCUUUAUGUUUCGAUCGAUCCAUAUCAGAUCAACCGUAUGAAGAGCCAUAGCUCUUCACAGAAGACUUCAUCUUUUGCAACUUCCAUCAAGCCCGCCCAGCCCAUCGACGCAUAUGGAGUGGGAGAAGUCUUGGCCUCCGGGAACGCUGAUUUUACGAAGGGCGACUUGGUGGCAGGGCUCUUGCAUUGGGCAGAGUACAGUAUAGUGGAAGCCCAGACGAGCUUGCUUCGAAAAAUUGACUCUAUGGGGCUUCCAUUAACUAACCAUCUUGGAAUUCUGGGAUUCAGUGGGCUGACUGCAUACGCUGGCUUGUUCGAAGUAGCAAAGGUUAAGGAGGGAGAGACAGUGUUUGUGUCGGCUGCCUCUGGGUCUGUCGGGAGUUUGGCCGGACAGUUGGCAAAGCUGCAUGGCUGCUACGUUGUCGGCAGUGCUGGUUCGGAUGAAAAGGUGGCGUUGCUGAAAGAGAAGCUUGGAUUUGAUGAAGCAUUCAAUUACAAGCAAGAAAAGGACUUGACAUCAACCUUAGAGAGGUACUUUCCAGAUGGAAUAGACGUUUAUUUUGACAACGUGGGAGGCGAAAUGCUAGAAGCAGCAGUGGCGAACUUGAAGGCGUUUGGAAGAGUAGCGCUUUGUGGGGUCAUUUCGGAGUAUACAAGUUCCAAAAAGGCUGCGCCAAAGAUGCUUGAUUUGGUGUACAAACGAAUCAAAGUUGAAGGGUUUCUAGCUGGAGAUUUCUUGAAUGUGUACUCAGAUUUCAUCGCAAUGGCCUCUCAGUACCUUGGUUCUGGCAAGAUUGAAUCACUGGAAGAUGUAUCCAUUGGGGUCGACACCAUUCCCUCUGCUUUCAUUGGGCUGUUUAAGGGUGAUAAUAUUGGAAAGAAGAUGGUCAAAUUAGCAGUGUGACAGAAUAAUAAUGAUUACAAUAAUAAUAAGUGAACCAAUUGGUGUUGUAUGUUUUUUUUUUGGUA